Molecule: messenger RNA, 912 nt
Organism: Drosophila hydei
Lineage: Eukaryota; Metazoa; Arthropoda; Insecta; Diptera; Drosophilidae
Product: C-type lectin 37Db-like
Exons: 2
Coding region: 249-743 (164 amino acids)
Source: RefSeq, a predicted model, not a curated record
AUAUAUAACAAAUGUGAGUAAGUAUAAUAGAUUAUUUAGGUAAUUUACUUCAGGUAGACUUUCCCCAUUACGCAAUUUACAAUCUCGUUAGCCCAUAAUGAUUUGACAAUUUGUGUUAGGCUUUUAGCACUUAGCACAUGUUAUCUUACGCCUGUUCUUUGAUAACUUCUCAAUGGGAGCAAAAAGGUAUAAAUACGGAAUACUAGGAGCUUAGUUAGAACUGGCAACGACUAGCAAAUCCAAGCAAAAUGAAUGUAAAAAUAGUUUUACUCCUAGCUCUGCUGCAACUGGGGCAUUUCGCCAUGUCGAAUGAGACACCUGAUGUCACUGCACAAACGAAUGAUUUGGGCAAAUGCCUUAGCAGCUGCAAAGACUUCCCCAUCAGAAUUGGCACUAAACUUUAUUAUAUUGAGUCCAAGCUGAAGGUCAACUGGUUUGGAGCAGUGGAGAGCUGCCGCAAGUUGGGCGGAUACUUGCUGAAUAUCGAGAGCGCCACUGAAAUGGACUUGAUUGUAGCGAUUACGAGCUCGGAUCGUUUCUGGAUAUCCUCGAACUGCUUGGCCAAGGAUAGGGACUUCAUUUCAAUAACAACUGGAGUGGCCAUGCCCUAUAACAGGUGGCAGGCCGGACAGCCCGACAACCAGGCGGGCAAUGAGUAUUGUGUUCAAGCAACGGCACUCGGCCUAUCAGAUGAGCCCUGUGCGUCUCUCCUGAGCUACGUGUGCCAAGCGAACAUACUAUAGGAAGCCUAUGCUAACAGCAUGAUCAUUUGCAACAGUUGUUUCCAUCUAUAGAGGAAUCAAUAUAAUAAUAUAAAGAGUCGACGAACAAAAGAACACUUUGAGCUGCUUUCAUCUACAUGUCUUCUAAGUACUAUAGAAAGAUUUUCUGUAAAUUGAUCACUUAAUGAAU